Coffea arabica (coffee) is the source of this 3316-nucleotide messenger RNA. Its product is annotated as WPP domain-associated protein-like. Lineage: Eukaryota; Viridiplantae; Streptophyta; Magnoliopsida; Gentianales; Rubiaceae. The record is from RefSeq and is a predicted model, not a curated record.
CUAGCUAUUAAAGGUUCUUUCACAGCCCUCUCUCUCUCUCACUCCCGCUCAGUCUAGCCUCGAACAGCUUCCCGCAAACACACUCACAAACACGCAGUAAAUCCCUCAAAAACCCUAACAACUAGCACAAGUAAAAGAAACCCACUUGAAAGCUGUUGCCAGAGAGCAAAACCCACAUUUUUUUUAACGGUUGGAUAAGGAAUGGAGAGUCAAGAGUUGAUGGAGGGUGAGAGAGUGGAUGAAGGGAAUGUGAGUGGAUUGGAUGGGGAUGAGGGGGAGCAAGCGGGGCUUGGUGAAAAUGUAGGGGAGAAUUUGGAGGAUGAGCUGUUGGUGGAUUUGGAUACUUAUUUGGAUGAUAUCGAUGACCGACUGAUGAUUUCACGGAUGGUUAGUGACUCUGUUAUUAAGGGAAUGGUGAAUGCGGUGGAGCAAGAGGCAGCUGAGAAAAUUGCUGCAAAAGAACUCAAGGUGGCCAACAUAAAGGAGAUUUUGAAAUUUCAUAACGUGGAUUUUGACGCUAUUGAGUCUUUUGGGCCAUCCAUGAUAGAGGAUGAGCUGGAAAGUAUUCGUAGUGGGAGGGGUGUGACUUUUGAGGAGGCUUGCUCAGUGCAUGAUAAGAUGGGGGAGUCCUUGAAAGGCCUAAGUAGUAUAGUAAGAGAGCAAUUUAAGAACCUUGAGAAGGGAAUUGAUGGUGCUAGAGGCUGUAGUUCAAUUAAGAGCAUUAAUUCUGGUUCAGAGUUGGUAGGACUAGGUGGUGUUCUGUGGGAGAAGGAAUCUGAAAGCUGGGUUGAUGUAGAUAGGAUGUUAGACAGUUUGAAUAUGACACUAGAAAACAUCUGUUAUCAGGCAUAUGACAUGUUAAGGUUGUCCAAGUCAACCCUUAGUCAGUGGCAUUGGGAGAGAGACUUGCAAGAAGAACUUGAGAAUAUGGUCAUGCACAGUUCAAUUCAUACUAUUCAGGAAGAGUUUGAGCAAAAACUCUGGAGUGAAAGUGCUCUGUUAAGUGGCAGUCAAAGUGUUGAUUGGAUCGAAAAGUUCAGUCAAAUUUCUGAUGUACGCAAGGAACUAGCUGCCAUGUUAAAGUCAUUGUCCCAUUCAGAAACAGAGCAACUAUCAUCCCAUGGAUCUCAUGAUGCAGAUCAUUUCCACCGCAGGGCCUUGAGCAACCACAUUAAUUCCUCAUCAUCUCUUGGGGACGGAAAUGGAAAGUUAGAGGGUUCUUCAACAGAUGUGCCCGAGAACCAUGAAGCAGUUCAACUGAAACACCUGAACAAGGAAGAACUGGUGGCUCAUUUCAAUAAUAUCAUAACAAAGUUGAGGAGAGACCAUGAAUCAACUGUGGCUGAGCUGACUGAGGAUUAUUUUAGUCUAAAAAGGGAAUACCUUAAAGAAAGGGGUUCCUGUUUGCCACACAAGAAGGAUAAGGAAUUUGAUCUAUUAAGGAAAAGGAUCCCAGCAGUUAUUCUGAAAUUGGAUGACAUCCUUGCGGAAAAUGAAAAACCACCUGCAUCUAAUAGUAAUACUGGAAGUUUCCAUGAUUUAAAAGACAGACCUCUUGGCCUGCUCUCUGGAAAUCAUCAACUAAAAGACUCACUUAGAGACAGGAAAAAUGAGGUGAAGCUUCUGUCAUCCCAAGUUGCUGAUGCUGCUGAAAAAAAGUUGGAGCAUUCAAUAGUUGAGGCCAACUCUGCUUUGGAAGAUGCACAUAUAGAAGCUGCAGUUAUUGAAGAUAUAUAUAAAUGUGUUGUAAGUGAGAUAGCAAGAUGCAUGAAAUGUGCAACUGAAGAAUCAGACCUGAAGUAUUUAAUAACGCAGGAGGUUUAUGAUAUUGUUUUGAAGGGAGUUGUUGCCAAAGCUGAAGUUGCACCAACAUUUGAAUUUGAAGAUUCUGAAUUAGAGUCAUUAAUUGCAGAAGGAAUCUUUGAUGUAUUACUUAGAGAAUCUCUUAAGAAUGCUGUUGAAGAACUCGAUACAUGGUAUGGGAAAUAUUUGACAGAAAGUCAAAGUCGAAGAUCUCUUGAGGUGAAGGCUGUGGAAAAAGAUAAUCAAUUGAAAUCAGAGGCUGAACAUCACAAAAGACUGAAGCAAGAAUUAGCAGUGUCAGUGCAAGAGAAAGAGAAGUUUGCAAUGGACAUUUCAAAAGAGAGAGAGUGGUUUGAGUUAGCUACUCAAGAGCUUAGAAGAGAUGCAAGUCAGCAGAAACUACUAGUUUCUCAGAGAACUAAUGAAUUGGAAUUGGUAGGGGACCAAUUGGCAGAAGCAUCAUCACAAAUUGAAGCAGAUAAAGUGAAAAUCCAGAUAUUGAAUGAAAAACUCAAAGAAGCGUAUCAGGAUUUAGAGGAGGCUGACAAGCAAAGAAAGAUGGAACUUGCUCUAAACCAAGAAAAGCAUGCAAGUUUCUUACAGAUGAAAUCUAAAGAAAGGGAACAGAUGGAAGCGGUAAUUGUUGAUGUCCAAGGGCUGUUGAAGAUGCUUGCAGAUUUUGAAUGCAAAGUAACAGGGAAAAUGAAAGCAAAUAGCCUGAGGGUCGAAGAUUCGUCUUCUCAAUUGAAUUCUCUGGUCAAGAAAGCUAACUUGCUUAAAAGGACAGGGCGCGUGUAUCAGCAGAGGCUUGAGAGGAAAUGUGCACAUCUUCAAAAGGCUGAGGCUGAGGUUGAUCUUUUGGGUGAUAAGGUGGAUAAGCUUCUCAACUUGCUUGAGAAGAUAUACAUUGCCCUAGAUCACUACUCUCCAGUUUUACGACAUUAUCCCGGGGUUAUGGAGACCCUUAAACUCAUUAGACGAGAAUUAACUGGAGAAUCGAUGAAGCAACGACAAUUUUCCCCAUGCUAAGGGUGUCUCCUAAAGGGUUGUAUAUUUCUUCUGGUGAGCAGAAUCAAACAUCAUUGCAUGCUGCUCCUGCUGCUGCUAGUUUUUGGGUUCGCAUGGAACCAAUUCCAAGCCAAUCAAUCCUCUUUGUCGAGAGCACAAUCUUUUUUAACCCUUACUUUUAAGGGAGGUAUUUUGCAGUUACGAUGGUGGAACAUUAAUUACUCAUAGAAAGCACCUGCGGCUGCAACAGAACGGCGGAUGCCAAGAAUCCCAAGUUACACUGUCUAACCUGAUAUGUGGUGCAGAAAUCAAUUUUGUUGUGUAAUUAUUUAAAGGUGUAUCAUCAACUAUUGUAGCCAAAAGUUUCUUAGUCUCAAUAGCAGUCUAUAGUAGUAACAUUUCUUUUCUUUUUGCUUGACCAGUCGACUGUAAAGCAUUUACUGUAAAUUUCUGUGAAUGAUGUAUAAAAAUAUGGUUUACUACACCGUCUACCUUGAUGGCUGCU